Chroicocephalus ridibundus (black-headed gull) is the source of this 2941-nucleotide messenger RNA. It is a transcript of the gene WFIKKN2, whose product is annotated as WAP, follistatin/kazal, immunoglobulin, kunitz and netrin domain containing 2. The record is from RefSeq and is a predicted model, not a curated record. Gene Ontology annotation, cellular component: extracellular region. Gene Ontology annotation, molecular function: transforming growth factor beta binding; serine-type endopeptidase inhibitor activity; receptor antagonist activity. Gene Ontology annotation, biological process: transforming growth factor beta receptor signaling pathway. Lineage: Eukaryota; Metazoa; Chordata; Aves; Charadriiformes; Laridae. The transcript is spliced from 2 exons. The coding region runs from base 27 to 1739 and encodes 570 amino acids.
UGCCAUUGCCCUGGAGAAGUUCUGAGAUGUUGUUGGUGCUGUUCUCGCGGUGGAUGUGGAUCUUGCUGGGGAAGAGCAGUGUCCUCUUGCUUCUGGAGGUCUCCCUGAAAGGGAGAGCCCUACCUCCCAUCCGGUACUCCCACGCCGGGAUAUGCCCCAAUGACAUGAACCCCAACCUGUGGGUCGACGCGCAGAGCACUUGCAAGAGGGAGUGCGAAGCUGACCUGGAGUGCGAGACCUUUGAGAAGUGCUGCCCUAAUGUCUGUGGAACAAAGAGUUGCGUGGCGGCUCGGUACAUGGAUGUCAAGGGGAAAAAAGGGCCGGUGGGAAUGCCCAAAGAGGCAACCUGUGACCGUUUCAUGUGCAUCCAGCAAGGCUCAGAGUGCGACAUCUGGGACGGGCAACCCGUCUGCAAGUGCAAGGACAGGUGUGAGAAGGAGCCGAGCUUCACCUGUGCCUCCGACGGGCUCACCUACUACAACAAGUGCUACAUGGAUGCAGAAGCUUGCAUCAAAGGCAUUACACUGAAUGUAGUCACCUGUAGGUACCAUCUUACAUGGCCAAACACCAGCCCCAUCCCACCAGAAACAACAGCUCGCCCUACUACUGCCUAUUCUGAGACAACGGUCAUCGAUAUCUUGCCGCCUGCUCUAGUGAACAACCCCGUCCAUCAGUCAGUCUACGUGGGAGAGACCGUCAGCUUCCUCUGUGAUGUUACAGGGAGGCCCAAGCCAGAAAUCACGUGGGAGAAGCAGGUUGAUGGGAAAGACAAAGUCAUUAUGAAGCCAAAUCACGUCAGAGGGAAUGUUGUGGUCACCAACAUUGCCCAACUCGUCAUCUACAACACCCAGCUCCAAGAUGCAGGCAUCUACACCUGCACCGCCAAAAACAGCGGUGGCCUUCUCAGGGCUGAUUUCCCUUUGUCAGUCAUCAAAGGAGAACCCACAUCCAAAGAAGCUUCCCAAAACAAAACACAUUUUCCAACCGAUGAGUGCCUGAAGCAACCGGACAGUGAAGACUGUGGGGAAGAGCAGACCAGGUGGUACUAUGAUGCAAAGAAAAACAACUGCUUUACUUUCAUCUAUGGGAACUGUAACAGCAACCUCAACCACUUUGAGACCUAUGAGAACUGUAUGCUAACGUGCAUGAACGGCCCAAUCAACAUUUGCAAUCUGCCGGCCCUCCAAGGCCACUGCAAAGCCUACGAGCCCAGAUGGGCCUACAACAGCUUGACAAAGCAGUGCCAGUCCUUCAUUUAUGGCGGGUGUGGAGGCAAUGAGAACAACUUUGAGAGCCGGGAGGCCUGCGAAGAGAUGUGCCCUUUCCCGAAGAACACACACUGCAAAGCGUGCAAGCCACGCCAGAAGCUGGUGACAAGCUUCUGCAAAAGCGACUUUGUUAUCCUGGGCCGUAUAACCGAGCUGACCGAAGACCAAGACUCGGGACAUGCCCUGGUGACAGUGGAGGAGAUUCUCAAAGAUGAAAAAAUGGGAUUAAAAUUCCUAGGGAAGGAACCACUAGAAAUCACACUUUUGAACAUGGACUGGAGCUGCCCAUGUCCCAACAUGACCACAGUGGAUGGCCAGCUCAUCAUCAUGGGAGAUGUCCACAACGGUAUGGCUGUCCUACAGCCAGACAGCUUUGUGGGGACCUCCAGCAUCCGGCGCGUGCGGAAACUCCGCGAAGUCAUCCACAAGAAAACCUGUGAGCUUUUGAAAGAGUUCCUAGGAUUGCAUUAACCUCCUUCACACGUGUCAGCCUUCCAGACCCGUGUGUUACGUAGGGCUAACAAGCGCUAGGCUAGUGCACAAACUAAACAAGCGGUUUGAAGAUACACCGUAGGAAUUAUGCAGAACCCUUAUUUUAAUCCAUUAACGAUGCUUAGCAACAAUGUAGUAUGGUCUUUGGCAAGCACGUAAAACAGCAGCAAAAGGCUAUUAAUCUCGCAUUGAAAUCAAUUCCUCCAUAUAGGAGUGCCAUUUAACUAGAUGACUCACUGCAGUAAUUAUACAAUUUUUAUGUAGCUUCCAUCAUAAAAGACGGAAUUCAUAGCAUUUGUUUAGCUAAUUGGUACACAGCUAAGUCAUAUAUAAUGUCAACUUAAUAUGUCUCAUUUACAGUAUGGAAACGUUAUGGUAAGUCAUUAGAAGUAAGUCACACUCUUGUCUCCUUGUAGCAGCACUAAUAUUUCAAGAGAAAAGCCUGUAAAUUAUUGUCUAUAUUUACAAUUGUGCACAUUUAACCAAUCUAUGCGUUAUGAAUUUGCUUCUUUUAAUUGAAAUUUUCCUAGCAGUUUUCUUUGGAUUGUACCUCGUUUCUAAAUGGCAACUACUACCUGUCCUGCAACCCUUACCGGAGAAAAAAACUCCCUUGAUCCUAUGCCCAGGACAACAGGUCCCUGUAGAAGCCCAAGGCACAGUCUCACCCCAAAAUGACUUCUCUGUCACCAGAACAAGGUCAGCAAACACCCUCAUUCCAUUGCACUUCCCUAUUUUUGGUUUAAUCUAUCACAAAAAUGGUUUGUCUGUCACAAAAAAGUCCAAGGCAGAAGGACGGCAGUGUGCUGCCAGCUGUCUUGCUUUUGAAAAUCCUUUACAUCUGAGCGUAUGCAGCAAUUUAUUGCUUAUUUUCAUUAGAAAUCCUGUUUUUAUAGGUGAGAGAGUAAAGUAAGAGGAGCCAGAACAAAAUUCAAAGUAGAGAAGUGCAAUACUUAGUCUGCAGACUGCACUACACAGACACAAAGCUGCUGCAACUAAGACACACAGACACAGAGGCGCAGAGUGGACGCUCUCUGAAGGCGUUUCUCAAUUUGACCCUUUUAGAGCAUUCUUUCAAACCACAGAAAACAUUUUCCGCCGGGCCGCUGUACAUACGCGCGUGAAUAAAUACCCUGGGAACGACAGCACGGGCUGUGGGUGUAAGCGUGCGCGUACACAUAGGA